UUUUUAAAGCAAAAAAAAAAAAAAAAAAAAACUAAAACACUUUUCAAGCUUUCAUUUGGAGACUGAUGGAUUCAUCAAAAUAUACCGUACUACUUGUAUUAUUUUUAGCAAUAACAUGUUUGUGUCAAGUGUCAUGGGCAGGGAAUGAAGCAUAUGCAGAGGUUGUGAGGGGUCAAUGUGGUUACACAAGAUAUCCAACAUUGUGUGGCCAAACUUUGACAAGAUUAGGAUCAAAGGAUCCAAAUGUUGAUUUUUUGUCACUUCUUGUUAAUGAGACCAUCUCACAGACCAAGAUGCCUCGAAUUCAAUCAUUUGCCUCUAACUCCAUCUCCCCCAACUACCAACUCAUCCAAACUUCCAUGGACUACUGCCACGAGCUCAUGGAGAUGUCUCUGAAUCGGCUGAACCAAGCAAUGGAACUAAUAAAAAAAUCUCCCAAAACCCACAAAUCCGACAUCCAAACAUGGCUGAGCGCAGCCCUCACCUUCCAAGAAACCUGCCGAGACGCCAUCCAAGACGGUCACUCGCAGGCUCAGGCGGCCGAGAUGUACAACAAAAUCGACCAUCUCUCCAAACUCACCAGCAACUCCCUGGCCCUAGCCAACCGCAUCACGCGGAAGGGGCGGAGGCUUCUCCAAGGGGGAGAUUUCCCGGCGUGGGUGUCGGCCGCGGACAGGAAGCUGCUGCAGAGCAAUGCGGUGAAGGCGAACGCGGUGGUGGCAAAGGACGGGAGUGGGGAUUUCAAGAGUGUUGGAGAGGCGAUCAACGCUGCCGGAGGAGGGCGGUAUGUGAUAUAUGUGAAGGCCGGGACUUAUAAUGAGAAAAUCAGUACGAAUAAAGAUGGGAUCACCUUGAUUGGCGAUGGCAAAUAUGCUACCAUCAUCACUGCUGGGACAAGUGUGGGGAAGGGGGCUUCACUCAAGGGCUCCGCCACUUUUACCGUGCACGGCGACGGAUUCAUAGCUCGGGACAUCGGGUUCGAGAACACGGCAGGGCCGGAGGGGCACCAGGCCAUCGCCCUGGCAGUGGCCUCGGACCGGUCCGUCCUGUACCGGUGCAGUAUCUCGAGCUACCAAGACACCCUCUACGCCCUCUCCCUCCGCCAGUUCUACCGCGAGUGCGACAUCCGCGGCACCAUCGAUUACAUCUUCGGCAACGCUGCAGCCGUCUUCCAGAGCUGCAGCCUCAUCUUCCGCCGCCCCCGCUCCGGCGCCUCCUUCAACGCCAUCCUCGCCAACGGCCGCACCGACCCGGGCCAGAACACGGGCUUCUCCGUCCAUAACUGCAGGAUCACCGUCGGCUCCGACUUCUCCACUUCCAAGAGCUCCUUCGGCCUUUAUUUGGGGCGGCCGUGGAAGGCGUAUUCCAGGGCCGUCGUGAUGCAGAGCAACAUCGCCGGCGAGGUCUCCCGCCGGGGAUGGAUCGAGUGGGAGGGCUCCAGUGGCUCCACCUACAAGACGUUGUAUUUUGCUGAGUAUGGGAACAUGGGGCCCGGGGCGGCCACAGCCGGAAGGGUCAGCUGGCCCGGGUUUCAUGUUAUUACGACGCCGGAUGCUACCAAAUUUACGGUGGCUAACUUCAUCGGCGGCACUUCUUGGCUGCCUUCAGCCGGCGUCCCGUUUGACGCCGGCCUAUAAAAUAAUUACUGCUACUAAAACUUGAAAAUACAAUAAGAUCAAAAGAGGAACUGUAAAAAAUAUACCUAGUUGUGACCACUAAAUCUGUGAUUGGGUUUGUGUGUGGGAUGUCUAUAUACUUGACAUGUACAGCAUGUUAUUUGAAAUUUCUAGUACGAACUGUGAAAAGUUCGAAUUUGUGUUCCAAGGUUA
Messenger RNA from Salvia hispanica, 1829 nucleotides. RefSeq names its product putative pectinesterase/pectinesterase inhibitor 54. Gene Ontology annotation, biological process: cell wall modification. The record is from RefSeq and is a predicted model, not a curated record. Lineage: Eukaryota; Viridiplantae; Streptophyta; Magnoliopsida; Lamiales; Lamiaceae. Gene Ontology annotation, molecular function: pectinesterase activity; enzyme inhibitor activity.